AUGGCAAAAUUUACUCGUACUACGAACGUGCGUGCAGUGCAGCCCACCUGCGACGGCUGGGAUUUGUCGAACCACUGGCCAUCUCGCUUGGGUCCCGUCCCUGCAAUUUUGCCAUCAAUGCUGGCCGGCGCGUUGCGGUGCUGCAUGGACCUCCUGCCUCCUGAGCUCCGCCGCCGCGAACUUCGUUUCUGGCUGCGGGGGUCCCCUACGGGCAAUGACUGCAGCAUGCUAGAUGAACAGCCAAGUUCCUCAACCUCCUCAAACCCCCCGGAUUGCGGAAGGAAAAGCUGCUGCUGCUACAACGGGCGCGUUGAGGCAACGCUGGCGCUUCCCGUGCGUGGUAGCGCGCUCAACAGUGAGUGUCUCAACGUGGUUGACGUCAUGAUGAAUCUCCGAUCAUGUACAUCUGCGAUCCGCACGGCCAACGUGACGGCCGCGAUGUAG
This is a messenger RNA of Purpureocillium lilacinum, 444 nucleotides long. The record is from RefSeq and is a predicted model, not a curated record. NCBI's taxonomy places the organism in Eukaryota, Fungi, Ascomycota, Sordariomycetes, Hypocreales, Ophiocordycipitaceae.